AUGAAUUACAGCGGCAAUGACACCAGUGUGUUUAGAUGUGGUCGAAUAUUUUGUUGUUUUGGAAGCAAAGGAAAGCAGAUUGGUGUCUAUUUCGCUGGCAUUUUGUUUGCGCUGGGCUGGUGGGUAUUUAUCGACGGUUUAGCGGUUCUUUGGAAUCUACAGGACCGUAAGAUUGCACCGGGAAUAGAGGAUUGGGCGCCUGGUAUCAUCACAACCUUUGGCAUGAUCAUUGUCAAUUUGAUUGAUAAAGAGGCUCUGAGGGGAGGGCAAUUUGACGAGCAAUAUACCUGGAGAGCACGGUUAUUCUUAUUUUUGGGAUUUGCUUUCAUGGCAGGAGGCUUCUCUGGCUCCGUGGCUGUCUUGAUUACAAAAUACAUUUACAACGAGACUUUAGAUUUCGAUAAUAUUUAUUUGGGUAUAGCAGAUGUAGCUCAGAAUUCGUUGAUUAUGAUUAGUACCGGUAUAUUAUGGCUGGCACAGAGCUCGCAACAAGGCUCACAGUACUAUCAGAUCUACUAG
Molecule: messenger RNA, 519 nt
Organism: Mucor velutinosus
Lineage: Eukaryota; Fungi; Mucoromycota; Mucoromycetes; Mucorales; Mucoraceae
Exons: 4
Coding region: 1-519 (172 amino acids)
Biological process (GO): protein targeting to vacuole; late endosome to vacuole transport via multivesicular body sorting pathway
Cellular component (GO): fungal-type vacuole membrane; Vps55/Vps68 complex
Source: RefSeq, a predicted model, not a curated record